Molecule: messenger RNA, 1886 nt
Organism: Somion occarium
Lineage: Eukaryota; Fungi; Basidiomycota; Agaricomycetes; Polyporales; Cerrenaceae
Source: the annotation of a GenBank genome assembly
CUUGCGUAAAAUUGCAUAUUCUCAGGCUUAAGAAAAAUCAAAAACAAAAAGAACAUAACUUCAAAUGCAACCCACAUCAUAUCAACUUACGCCACCGCGGCCUGCUCCCCCUCCCAAGCAUCCUUGCACGACCGAUCCGGUCUCUUACUAUUCCUCCCAUUACACUCCAACCGUCCACAAUCCUGACACGGAUUCUUACAAAACGCCCUCCCGCCCUUUCCCUUACACUCAUGACUCCCACACUUGACGCAAUGUCUGAUCCUCUUCACGCUCGCACUCCCCUCAGCCUGAGGCGACCCAUCAACCAUAGUAUACGGACGCUUCAAAGAGUUCGUGAUUGUCGGAGGGGGAGCAGGUGGGUAUGCGUAUGCGUAUGGAGGGGCACCGUAAGGCGUGAAAGACAUGUAAGGUGCUUGUUGACCAGUCGUGAAAUGUUGUGGCGGCGGUGGAGGUGGCGGGUAUUCAAGUUGUUGAGACGGUGGUUGACUUUGUUGGAUUUGUUGUUGAACUGUCUGGUUUGGAUUGACGGCAUCGUUGUUUCGGUGGCCGUUGGGUUCGCUUGGACCUGCGACUGCAUUGCUUGGGCCUGCGGCGCCGCUGACGUUCCAACCUUCAUAAGUCGCCUGUUCGGGGUUUUUCUGAUGAUACAGUAUUAGCAUUUAAUGGCUAAGACAUAUGCGCGAUAGAGACACCCAUGCCUCGCCAGCUCCAUACUUCGGGGCUACUUCCUAAAUCAGGAGCAUGUGGAGGACCUUGGAUGAGCUUGGCGGGAAACUCGUCUCUGAGCUUGACAGGAAGGGAGCGAAGAAUGGACGCGUCUGUACUGGAGUACUUCCGACCCUCUCCUCGAGGACUUCCAGGACGACAAGUCUCGGAGAGACACGCGUACUCGCAUCCGAUGAUGAAGAACGGCUUGCCAAGAUCGUAGACUUUGAUCGGGCCAGAUGUGAUACGACCCUUGUUGGAGACGGCCUCUCCACAUACAGGGCAGGCGAUCCCAUUGAACACUAAUGUGUGCGGAUCCCAAUAGAAGAAACGAUAUUCGGAAGGAGUCGUAGUAGCCGAAGCUGUCAAGGAGAAAUAAGCAGGGGAAGAGGGCAUCCAGAAGGUCCGAAGCGUGGAGUAGAGUUGUGGAAUAGCAGAAGGGCUGCCAUUCUUGCCGUUGCUCUGCAAAGAGAAUAGAUGGGCCUUGAACGCUUCUUCAACGGGAACACCGCUAGAAGGGAUCGGGUUUGGAGCGGACAGUGAUGCUACGAGAUUGUGCAAGAAGAUGUCUGGUCUGUGUCGCAAACUUGCCCAAUCGUUUGAAUCCAAGCUUGGGUCGAUCGCCAUAGGUGGAGCAGGAGGUCUUCCAGGCAACGAUGCCAUGGGAGGUGCAGAUACCGAUGCUGGCCAUUGUUCACCAUACGGUACUACCUGCGACGAUAAGAAGAUAAGUAUGAGGUGAAGCAAGCAGUUGAUGACCACGUACUGGAUAAGUUGGGAAUGCCGCUGGGCUCUGGCCGGCCGAACUAGCAGCAAAUGUCCCUGGGGGACGCUUCCUGGGACGACCAGGAGGUCUCUUCGGUCCAACAGAACCUGCAGGAAGCCCAUCCUUUCUCGGCCGCCCAACAGGUCGCUUCAAUUUGGGCUCGGCGCUGGAAUCCGUUUGCUUCUUCCCGCUGCCUUUGGGACGGCCAGGUCGACGCUUCAUUGGAGUUUCUGGGUUGGGUGCCGGUGCAACUGGUGCUUGUGGUGCCUGUGGUGCAACCUGCACUUGAUCCGACCCCUCCUGGGUAGGUUGAGUCUGAGACGUAUCCGUCAUGGACGCCAAAGUAUUCGUUAAAGCUUGUAUGGCUUCCGACAUAGCUAUAUAGAUAAUUCUGCAAGCACAAUUCCCAUCGUCA